AUCUUUGGCUUUAUGCGCCACUGCCAUUGGCCACUGCGCAGUAAGCGAGCUCGUGACUAUUCAUUUACAGCUAGUUAGCCACUGUUAGCGUGCUAGCUAGGAAACUGUUAAGUUAGCUAUUUAUCUCACGUUAGUUAGCAGUUAGCGUAACGGUUUUUUUUUUACUGCGUUUAUAAAACUAUUCCAGAAGCCAGCUAAGGAGGAGAAACUUAACCUAGCUAAGGUAACAUGUCCAUGGACAACAGAAAGAGGCCAACGGCUUCCUCCAACUCUGGCAACUCAGUUUACUGGUCCUCCUCGUUCCCGCGGCAACCAGCCAGGGUCCUGAUCGUGGAGGCACUGCCACCGUGGUGGUCAGAGACCUGUACGGUGCUCUGUGAUGCUCUGGAGAACUUCCUGUCCCUGGCCUGUAGUCUGGACGGACCCUGUAGGAUACCACUGCUCAGUCUGUACGUCAUCAGCAGGCAGCAGGAAUGUCUACUGCCAUUUGUGCAGGUUCGUGGUAACCUGGCCAGGCUGCGUUCCUGUGUCGAGGAGCUGAGGACUAUUCCAGGUGAAGGUUGUAUCAGAGGAGCAGCCAGAGGAGGCGAGCUGCUGCGUCAGGCAGUGCUUGACAGUCUGCAGCAGUUUAAACAGUACAUCAGACAUAUCAGUACUGACAAGCAGGCCAGCAACAACAUAUCUGUGGAGGUUACUGUGGUGACCAGCCAACCAGGACGGGGAAUCGUUCGCCAGUUGGAGACGGGGCUCAAAGAUGCUGACCUGGUGUCACUGAAGCGUCUCCUGGUAGUGCAGAUCUAUAGUGCGGCAGACUGGGGACAGGAAAACCACUCACCUGAAGCCACACACACAGAGGCUGAAGACUCUCUGAUGUUGGGAACGGAGGUCGACCUGCAGCGGGUGGAAAAUAGCACGUUUGCCAUGGAGAUGGUGUUGAAGGCGUGGCUUCAAGAGCAGGGUGGAGACAGAGAGCACCUCCACCUCCUGCUGCCCAGCCCCCUGGACAAUCCCAUUCCAAUAUGCGUGAAGUGUGACAUGCAGGAGCGUCUGAUAAGCCCCGCCCUCAUCCCCCUUAACCCCAACCUGGGCAUGAAGACCGAGAGCGCCCGGGACUUCCUGCCUGUCACUAAGGGAUCAGCCAAUCAGAGCCAACCGCCACGGAAACUGAAAGCAAUCAAGACUCUGCGUGCAGAUGGAGUGUGUGAGAGUGUGUUGUACGGCCUGCCGCUGGUGAUCCGCCCCACCACCUGCUGGCAGCUGGACUGGGAUGAAAUGGAGACCAACCACAACUUGUUCCAUGCUCUCUGCAACACACUCAGGAGUCGUGACUUGUUCCUGCUGCUGCAGGUGGAGCCGGCACAGACGUCUACAGCUGGAGGCUCAGGUGUGUAUUCUCACUAUGUCCUCCAGCCGUCCCCGUCCCUCUGCCUCCUGCUGAAGCCUGUGGUCUCCAAAGAGUUGCUGCUGCCGUGCACUCUAUCUGUCGCCACUCAGGAACCUGCACCUGAUGCCAUGCACACUAUACAGGGUUGUCUCACUCAGUUGGAUGAGGAAUGUGUGUUCAACCCUCUGUCUCUGAGCAGUAACAUGUACCAGCACCUGAGGAGUAGAGGCCUGCUCUCACAGCCACGAUACCCAUACAGACUGCAGCCUGCUGCCCAGUCCCAACCACUGGAGGGCCUCAAAGGCACAGCCAGCAGGCAGCCGCGGCAGCCACAAAACCAGGGUCGCCAGCUGGGAAUGAACAGCAAGGUCAGGGCCACUGUGGCUCCCCUUCCCUCAUCCUCCUACCACUCCUCCUCUUCCUCCCUGGGACCUCCUCCUGCUAAGGCCUCACGUCCGGCUCUGAUGCUCCUCAGCAGCAGCAGCAGCAGCAGUGGCAGCCGCCGGGCCCUGGCCGCUGCUCCACAGUUGGAAGACAAUGAUGAUGGGGACUCCAUUGUGAUACAGUAAGAACACUGGGGGGUCGAGAGAGCAAUACAGUGACAGGGAGGUGACAAAGAGAGAGAGAGGCGGUGUAGUGCUUCCUCAGCAAGUCACACACACACACUUUGAAAUCCUUCAGCAUCCUGUCCUGCCACUUCAAAGGGCCUUCCAGUGUAAGCACACACACACAAACACACACACACACACACACACACACACACACACACACACAUUUGGCUAAUUGAUCCCCAUUGUAAAGGAGGUGAGUAAUCAGGCAUCUCAUAAAGGCUUUAAAGACUUUGUAAAGGAGGGAAAGACACACACUAAUUUGCACGUUAACACACACAACACACUCACACUGUUCUGCACUACUCUCUGGGUGGUUGCAGCUUCUUUGAUACUUCAAUUCAUCUCUAUUUAUUCUCAGAAUAAAUAGGAACCAUAUUACCUAGAUCUGAAUUUAACAAGCCUUGGUGUGUGAGUGUGAAUUAGUGUGUGUGUGUGUGUGUGUGUGUGUGUGUGUGUGUGUAAGGAAAGUUUCGACUCGCUGCCAUCUUUAGAUUGCUGAGGCAGCAAAACUUCCACAUCACACACUGUGAACAAUGAAAAAGCGGGAGAGAGCAACAUAAGACAUCUAGAAACAGGCAGAAACCGCUUACAAAAUAAUGAUUCAGGCACAAUAAAGCAUGCACACUGCAGCUAUAGUACUAUACUACAUACGGACUCAUAGACAAACACACAUAUGCACAUUCCAUUUCCAUUUAGCCCUUAAGUCCCGUCUGAACACAGCUUCACUGUUUUAAUGAGACACAGAAUAAAGCAGCACACAGACGGGCCUCUCUGCUCUCCUUCACCCCCACAGCGAGCCCUCUCUCUGGGGGUUGAAAGGCAGCGUGAGGGGGGGUGGAUGAAAGGAGGACAGAGACGAGAGAAAAAUGUUUGUUUUUUAAACUGCAGCAUGUUCUUUAAAAUUGACAUAAAAAAGGUAUGCAAAAGU
This is a messenger RNA of Sander lucioperca (pikeperch), 2923 nucleotides long. Its product is annotated as meiosis 1 associated protein. Bases 229 to 1953 code for a protein of 574 amino acids. The transcript is spliced from 12 exons. The record is from RefSeq and is a predicted model, not a curated record. Gene Ontology annotation, biological process: male meiosis chromosome separation; spermatogenesis; meiosis I. Lineage: Eukaryota; Metazoa; Chordata; Actinopteri; Perciformes; Percidae.